AGUUAUCUCAUCGCAGCAUUCAAUCAAUAGACGGCCACACAGACGAGGAUGCUCAGCCCGCCCCAGCACGCAAACGGGCCUCUGUCCCAGGCUUUUGCUUCCUUCUCCGACAAGGCCAGGGCCGCCGGCAGCAGGGGUGACGGCCUGUCGAGCCUGCUGCGCAAUGCACAGACAAGCAAAGAGGGCCUGCCUGUGCUGACGCUCGCCAAUGCAAAGCCACCAGCAGCACAGAAGCCGGCACCCAAGGCCGACUAUGGCCCUGCGCAGAUCAAUGCCGUGGCAAGGGCGCUGCGCACCAUCUAUGCAUGCCCCGCUGGCCAGCAGCCCGAUGUGGGACCGUCGACGUCGCUUCAGUCCCUCUAUCUCGCCGUUGAAGGCACGGUUGUCCUCUCGGCGCAGGGCCAAGAUCUGUACGAGCGCGUCAAGAUGGAGCUGGAGCGUGCCGUCGGCGAGGUGGCGCGCUCGCUCAGCGCGGGCGCCAGCGAUGGCGACGAGCCCUCGUGGCUGCGCCGUCUCGACGAGGCGUGGGUCAGCUGGUGCGACAAGACGUCGCUCGUAUGCCGCAUCCUCACCGUCCUUGACCGCGUCUAUGUGCUCGACCAGCCCCACCUGCUCUCCGUCUGGCAGCUGGCCCUGGACCUGUUCAAGCACGCCAUCGUGCAGGACGAUGUGCUCAAGGAGCGUGCCCUUGCCGGCGUCGUCCUGGCCGUCAACCGGCACCGCCAGUCGGCCUCGGCCUACCGCGACAUGCACCUCUCGCUCCUGUCGAUGCUGGCCACGCUCGACUCGUACCGCGAUGUGCAGCAGCGCCUCCUCGCCUCAACCAAGAGCUUCUACCUGGAGGAGUCGAACCGCCUCGUCGCCCAGCUCAGCACCAGCGACUAUCUCGCCCAUGCCGAGCGGCGCAUCGACGACGAGACGCAGACGACUGCCUGGCUCUACCAGGCCGACUCGGAGCGCGUCGAGCACAUGCGCGCCGUCCGACGCGAGCUCGUCCGCACCCACGUUGACGCCCUCGUUGCUGGCCUGCCCGAUCUCCUGACGGCCGCCGAGACGGCCUCGCUGCGCCAGCUGUACGACCUCCUCGCCGCCGUGGGCGCGCUCACCCCGCUGCGGACUGCAUUUGGCAGCUUCAUCUGUCUCGAUGGCGAGCGCAUCGUCCAGGACCGCGAGCACGACGACCGCAUGAUCGAGCGCCUGCUCGACUACAAGGCCAAGAUUGACGGCAUCGUUGCAGACGCCUUCAAGGCCGACGACGACCUGCGCCAGACGCAAAAGGAGGCCUUUGAGACGUUUAUCAACAAGCGCGAGAACAAGCCAGCCGAGCUCAUUGCCAAGUUCCUCGACAUCCGACUCCGCAGCGGCAACAAGACCAUGUCCGACGACGAGCUCGAGCACAUGCUCGACGAGGCCCUCAUCCUCUUCCGCUACACGCACGCAAAGGACAUGUUUGAGGAGUUCUACAAGCGCUACUUUGCCAAGCGCCUCCUGCUCAACCGCUCGGCCAGCUCCGACGCCGAGCAGUCGAUGCUGCUCAAGCUCAAGGAGGAGUGCGGCGCCGCCUUUACGCAGAAGCUCGAGACGAUGCUCAAGGAUGUGUCCCUGUCCGACGACAUGAUGAAGGCCUACGACGGCCAGCUCGCAAAGGAGCAGGCUGCCGCUGCUGCCGCUGCUGAAGACGGCGGCGAGGCCUUUGACCUGCACGUCAAUGUGCUCACCCAGGCCCACUGGCCCACGUACCCACAGGUCGACGUCAUCAUCCCACCCGAGAUGGCUGCCUCGGCCGAGCGCUUCCGUGCCUUCUACGAGGCGCGCUUCCAGGGCCGCAAGCUGCACUGGGCCCAUAGCCUUGGCACGACGGCGCUCAUGGCCCAGUUUGGCCGCGCGGGCGAAAAGGAACUGCACCUGAGCACCUUCCAGACGGUCGUCCUGCUUCUGUUUAAUGGUCUCGAGCCGGGCGCGCGGCUGGGCUAUGGGGCCAUCCGAGCGCGCACGGGCCUCGAGGACAAGGAGCUGAAGCGCACGCUGCAGAGCCUCGCCUGCGGCCAGAUUCCCACGCGUGUGCUGCGCAAGGAGCCCCAGGGCAAGGAUGUCGACGAGACGGACGCAUUCACCGUCAAUGAGGGCAUCAAGAACGACCGCAAGCGGAUCCGCGUCAACAUGAUCCAGCUCGCCGAGACGCAGGAGGAGCAAAAGUCGACGGUGGACCGCGUCAUGUUUGACCGCGAGCUCGUCCUCCAGGCCUCGGCCGUGCGCAUCCUCAAGGCCAAAAAAACUGUCAAGCACGCCGAGCUGCUCCAGGACAUUGUCGCCCAGAUUGCCGCGCGCUUCACCGUCGAUGUGGCCGAGAUCAAAAAGACGUUUGAGACGCUCAUCGACAAGGAGUACAUGGAGCGCGUCGAGGGCCAGCGCGGCGUGUACCGCUACCUGGCCUGAGUUGAAGUGUAAUGCACCCUGGUCUGAGCUGAAGUGCACCGCUGCUUGGCUUGAUUUGAAGUGUACCCCAUCCUGGCCUGAGUUGAAAUGUAUCACACUCUGGCCUGACUUGAGUCUAGUGCGAGAUGUAGAAUUGGACGACAGGCUAUGUACACAAAGAGAGAAAAAAGAAAAGAAAAAGAAAAAAGAGAGCC
Molecule: messenger RNA, 2630 nt
Organism: Acaromyces ingoldii
Lineage: Eukaryota; Fungi; Basidiomycota; Exobasidiomycetes; Exobasidiales; Cryptobasidiaceae
Product: Cullin-domain-containing protein
Exons: 6
Coding region: 49-2436 (795 amino acids)
Biological process (GO): protein ubiquitination; DNA damage response; ubiquitin-dependent protein catabolic process
Cellular component (GO): Cul4-RING E3 ubiquitin ligase complex
Molecular function (GO): ubiquitin protein ligase binding
Source: RefSeq, a predicted model, not a curated record